AUGGGACCGGCGAGCGUGAAGGCAUCUCGAAGGGCAAGAGAGAGAUCGGUGCGACCCAAGCUGCCACCUCAGCACAUCGUCAUCAGCGAUUCGUCUGACGUGGAAGAGGCCGUAGCGCUGGAGGGAAGAGGUUCAAGCAGCGCAAGCGAGAGCGAAGAUGGGUUCGAAGUGAUAGUACGAUCCAGAAGCACAGCUUCGCUGCUUAGCAAUAAUUCUCUUCGGAGGGGCAAGGCUCGGGCACUCGAGCUUCCGCUCGAGGUGUCGGAUAGUGGAGAGGAGACCGAUCACACUGUCGACGCUCAGGACGAGGAUCGGGCAAAAGGAGGCGUUUCUGCGGACGAUGCGGAUAGUUGGGAGCCAGAGACGCCCACUCCGCCUCCUUCGAUAACCUCGCGUACGGACAGGGGAUUGGGAUCUCCAUCACGUGGCGAGUCUGUGGAUCACGUCGACGAACGAGCUCCGAGCCACGCCUCUGGUAGCCAAAGACGCUUGUCGCCUAUGAGCUCUCAUCCCUUUUUGAACGGCGGGGGUGGAUCUCGUAGCUCUGCAGGCUCGGGACACUCCGAAUCCGAUGCCAGCAUGAAUACACCGGAAAGGUUGUCUCAAGCAGGCGGUCUGCCUAGCGCUCAUCACGAGUCUCUAGCAAUGUCGCUCGAGCCUCAAGAGGAGAAAAGGCGCCAUGCGAAGGAUCAAGAAGCUACGAUCCUUGAAGCAAAUGCAGAAACAUCUCGGAGAGCCGCUGAGCGAGAAGCGGAAGAUCUAGCUGCGGCGGCAAGAGCGGAGGAAGAGCGACUCGCAGCAGAGGCCGAAGCAGCGCGAAGAGGCGCAGAAGCGGAAGCGGGCAGACGCGCUGCGGAAGAAGAGGCUCAGCGCAAGGCGGAGGAGGAAGAGCGACUCGCAGCAGAGGCCGAAGCAGCGCGAAGAGGCGCAGAAGCGGAAGCAGCCAGACGCGCUGCGGAAGAAGAGGCUCAGCGCAAGGCGGAGGAGGAAGAGCGAGCGAUGCUUGAAAACUUGCAGAUGCUGUUACAAUCCAACGAGAAUGACGACGAUUCUGCGGCUGGCACAGACGACGAAUCCUACGAAGCACGGCGCCUGCGCAAGCUGAAAGCUAAUGAGGAAAUCUUGGCCCAACUAGGCCUCGGUGGUGGUGGCUCCAAAGGUCUCAUAGAAGGUCAAGAGAGAUCCUUUCUGGCCGAAUCUGAAUCUGCGGCGCCUGAGGGAGAGGAUUUUGACGAAGCUGCUGGUGAUAUGUCAACGUCAGAAGCGAUAGAAAGGCGAGGUAGAGGCCGGCCAGCCAAAGCAUCACGAGCGCCUCGACAUGGCUCGACAUGGGCCAAUCACGCCGGGAAACGGACACUGAAGCUUGCAGAGGAUGGUACGACGACGUCUUUGCCCCUCAAAGGAACAUCGCACGAAGUCGCUUACGUCGAUCUUCCGGCUUUGCGCAGCAGGCAAAGGCUGGGCUUUUUGUUCUGCAUCGACGAUGUGCGAGUGCGCGCCCCUACGCCAGAGCUCGUCAGCGAAAGCGAGUCCAGCCAAGAGUCCGAAGCGGAGGAUUUCAUUGAGGAAGCUUUACCAGAGGCUAGCGAGACUCCGGCGAAGAGAGGACGCGGUAGACCACCAAAGGAUAAAUCUGCGCAGCCUCAAAAGGCUGCGAAGCCAGAAAAGAAUGUCAAGCCUAAGAGGGCAGUCAAUGUCGGGGAUACCUGGGACGGCUCGCUUGAUAUGGCGAGUGCCACUCGGCAUGGUGGUGGAGACUUGAGAGCGUGUAUAGCCUAUCUGACUCUUAUCUACGCCUUGUGUCUUUGUGACAGUCUGAAUGGACCAGCUGUCACCAGUGCCGCCGCAAGGUCAGCCACACAAAGGCGAGAGAGUGCACGAAUAAAGAGGAAGACCGUAGAUGCCCCAUGAAGUUUUGCUUUGCCUGUAUGCAGAUCCGAUAUGGCGUGGAUCAGGUAUCCUUAAAGGCGGCGGACGAGUUCAUUUGUCCUCGAUGCCAGGGUUUCUGCAACUGCAGGUGGGUACGAUUUCGGUCAAAGCCUGUUGUUUCUCUGCUCCAUGACUCACGUGCCGGGCGUCGUCCUGCGACCUUGCCGAUAAAGCCUCUGCUUGCGAAAGCGCGGCCUGGAGGAUCUGCUUGCUCAGCAGAGUGGCGGGCGUGCCACGUCUCUUUCAACUAUGAUAGGCCACCACGCCAGCGUGCAUCACUUCCUAGUCGCCCUCAUAGGCAGAGAAUUGUUUGGAUCUCCGGGACUCGCAAAAAAUCAAGGCAUGAAGGGACCAAAAGCUGCCAUUGCCGCGAGAGUGGCACGUGCAGCUCGAGAUGCAAAGGCUCUCUCUGCCAAAGCUAUUGACCCCGCUGCACCUCCUGCCAAGCAUUCUCCAGAGAGCCAAGGAGGCAGACAAGACCUCAAACGUGCGAUGCUAACAUAUGGUAAGCGAGACGCGGUAACUACUCCUGAUGCCAAGGGGGAUCGCAGUAUAUCUGCAGGAGCUGUAUCGCUCACGGGAAGGAAGCUAAGACGCGCUGAAGGGUCACCAAGCAUAGCCGAACAAGCGGCUGACCUCUUUGCGGAAGUCGAUCAUGACGGCAAACGCGUUACCAUACACCAUUUCAAGUCGCCCGAGGGCAAAUGGAGGCAAUUGUACAUUCGCCUGCUACCCUUGAAAGCGCAUCUUCAAGCUCUACUUCGAGCGGAGGAAGAGAUGGACAAGCAGGGAGAAUUUGAGAGCUCAGAUGAGGACGCUCCUGCAGAGGAUGCGGCCGCUGAGCCACAGCGGCAAGGAUCAGGCAAGUCGAGCAAGACGAAGCGCGGCGAAAGCUCAAUCCACAUAUCUUCGGCUUUGAUAACCUCGAAAGCAAAAGCCAAGGCCCAGCCUCGAGCGAGGCCUGUCGAGGAGCGCAACGUUUGGGUCAAAGGCGCUGCAGAUGUGUCCGACGCAGACACCGACCUCUCGGACGUCAUCUCAAAGAAUGAGGCACCGGCACCUUCGACGAAAGCGACCUCUAGGAAACGCAAGCGGUCUGCAAUUGAGGAUGAAGAUUCGGACCUAUCCUCGGCUCCUUCCGAGCCCACUCAGACGCGGACGUCGCCUCAACAGUCGACGCUUCAAUUCAAGGUGGCAACGGCGAAAGCGCCAUCUCAACCUGUCCUCGCCGCGGAUGUGCCCCGCUUCCUACCCUCACCAGAAAGCGUCUCAUCACCCUCGUUAUUCGAUUCAGCGACGGGACACCACGAGCGCUUCAUGCCGCAUCCCCCUGCCAUGCAUUGCAGACCGCCAGCGCUCGAUGGACUGUCGUUCCAUGACCCGCUUCUGGGCAAUGCAGUAUCCACCUUCGGUAAUGAGCUUCCACCCCCUCACGUGAUGCAAUCCGGUCACCAAAUUGGUCAGAUCGCGCCAAGCUACAUGGAAGGGCCGCCCCCGUAUCUGGGCUAUGCAGAGCAACUGUCGUCUUUCUACCCGAGAUCAUUCAGUCGACCUCCGAUGCCCCCCUCUAGGCGAUCGAACGACUUGCCGCUACCACUUCCACCCUUGCCUCCAGUUCCGCCUGGUUCUUUACCGCAUGAGCUUCAUCCCACGACACAUGCUUCGUCACCUGCCUUUUCAUCAUCUGUACUACCUGCCCUUUCAGCUCCGGCUCACUCGCAUUCUGCGAUGCAACAACCAUCCCCCUUUCAACAGCACCGGCAAAUGCGCAACGAAGAGACACUUAGCCCAGCCAGCUUCUUCCCACCGCCACCUCCACUUACGAAUCCAGAGCCAUCUCACCCGUCGAGCUCUAGCAGCAACGGUUGGUUUCCACGCACCACGCGCUCUCGAGGCUUGUAG
Ceraceosorus bombacis is the source of this 3831-nucleotide messenger RNA. Lineage: Eukaryota; Fungi; Basidiomycota; Exobasidiomycetes; Ceraceosorales; Ceraceosoraceae. The record is from the annotation of a GenBank genome assembly.